GACUUGGUGAUCCGACGCUUCAUCGCUUCAUCGCCUCAGACAAGGCUCCUGCUCGUCAUCAAACCCACUCAGCCCAGCUCUGUUUCGCUUGACCUCCAUCGCCCAACGGCCUCCCUCGACACGGCGUCUUCCGAGCCCCGCCAUGACCGAUAUCGUAAAAACCAGCCCAGCCAGAUGGAUCUAUACGCUGCUGCUAUCGCUUGGGACAGUUGCCUAUACGUCAGCGCUCGGAUGGGUGUCGUCGCUGAUGGACCUGUUCGAUAGCGCCGACAACACGGACGAAUCGCUCGAUCUGGAACGCAUCCAGAAGGACUCUGAGGAGAUGCCCAAGAUCCCCGACCACGUUGCCCUCGUCGUUCGCCCGAGCGGCGACGUGGCUGCCCAGCUGCAAGAAGUUUGCAGGGCUUGUGUCUGGAUAUGGUCGAUCGGCACCAGCGUCGUCACGGUUUUCGAUGAAGAAGGCAUCUUGCAAGACUCGGCCGGAAAGUGCGAACCGCUAAUUGCCCAGAACCUGGCCAAAUUCAAGUCAACCUUCCAUGUGGCUGUUUCGAACGGGCCAAAAGUGGUCUGCCACAUCAUGCCGCAUACCCAGCAACAUGCCGACAUAGUGGUCGAGCCCUUCAGGCUAGUCUUCCUCUCGAAAAAGAACGGCAAACAACGCAUUGCCCAGAUUGCCUCGCAGCUGGCUAAUACCCGACAGCAGUCAGGUCAGACAACGGAUGCUGCCUGGCUGGCCGAAGAGAUCCGCAAAUGCUCAUACGAAACGGAUGUUCCAGAUCCGCAGCUCAUGUACGUCUUUGGAAAGAUUGGCUCGCCCCUCCAGCUGGACGGGUUCCCGCCCUGGGAGAUCCGCCUGACGGAAAUUUGGCAAGUCAACACACGAUCUCGCCGCAUCAAGUACUCAGACAUUCUUGCAGGGCUGCACCGGUUCGCAAACACAACGGGUCGAUUCGGAAAGUAGUACCAAUACCCGAUGCGCGAACAGCACGACCGAGGGGGACGGCAUGAAGGCGGACCGUAGCGAGGCUCCAUAGACACUCUGUCGCAGCGGCGUGAGCGAUGCAGCGAGCCGCUGCAUUGGAGCAUUGAUCGCAACCAAUACACUUCCCUCCCGCCC
Molecule: messenger RNA, 1117 nt
Organism: Polychytrium aggregatum
Lineage: Eukaryota; Fungi; Chytridiomycota; Chytridiomycetes; Polychytriales
Exons: 6
Coding region: 143-961 (272 amino acids)
Cellular component (GO): endoplasmic reticulum membrane; dehydrodolichyl diphosphate synthase complex
Molecular function (GO): ditrans,polycis-polyprenyl diphosphate synthase [(2E,6E)-farnesyl diphosphate specific] activity
Source: RefSeq, a predicted model, not a curated record